Molecule: messenger RNA, 2379 nt
Organism: Erpetoichthys calabaricus (reedfish)
Lineage: Eukaryota; Metazoa; Chordata; Cladistia; Polypteriformes; Polypteridae
Product: zinc finger protein 501-like
Exons: 2
Coding region: 273-1817 (514 amino acids)
Biological process (GO): regulation of transcription by RNA polymerase II
Molecular function (GO): DNA-binding transcription factor activity; RNA polymerase II cis-regulatory region sequence-specific DNA binding
Source: RefSeq, a predicted model, not a curated record
UUUUAAACUGUGAGGCAGAGGAGGAAAUCAAGAAAAAUGUGUCUUUGACCCAAACCUUAUGGAGGGCACUGUAACCCUGAAGUGUGCUCAUUAUUUUUACUGACUUUAUGAAGUUAAUUCUACCACUUUUAUUUUCACAGGGCUUUCCCAUUUCACAUGGCCUUACACUGAGGUGUCUAAUGGCGUCCAGCUCAGGGAUGUCCAUGUGAGAAAGGAAUCUGAGAAGAGAAGGGCAGACACUUAAAGAGACAGAGAAGAGUUUCCCACAGAUCAUGGCCUCUGCCAAAGAAGAUGGCAUGGAUGAAAGAACAGUGGACAUUAAAGAAGAGGACUGUGAGCGGCUCACACCAGAGGAUGUGUGCGUGAAGCUGGAGGAUCAUGAAGAAAAAAUUUCAGCUUUUAAAGAGGAGAAGGAGUACAAGGGGGUGACUGCUGCCAUUAAAGCUGAGGAUUUGAAUGAUUUCUCCGUUGGUCUUGAACUUCAAAAGCAUGAAACUGAGGAUAUUUUCAAGCAAGAUGCCUGUGAAGAAUCUCCAUCCAGUUUACAGCCCUGGUCCACUAAUACGGGACGACUAGCUAUGCAGGAGAAUUCUGUAGAGCUGAAAUCAGAGUUAUCAGAGUCUGAAGAGAAAAUCACUGAGGGAAAUGGGAGAGAAGGAGAAGAGUCCCCUGGGAGUGUUGGAAUAAAUUUACAGAAGAAUGGCAGCUUCUCUCCACCUUCGUUUGGCCAGCCCUCUCUUCAAUACGAUGAGAAAGGUAUGAAGAAAUCAGCAAGUGGGUCAGAGAACCUGACAGCAGCUUUUUUACAGUGCAGUUCUCUCCCUGCUGCUGGAGUAACACAGACAGAAGCCAUCAAAACUAAUCCACAGCAAGUGGAGAAAGAAAUCCAAAUUCAUACUGGAAGAAAAUGUUGUUUUGAAUGUGGCAAACAAUUCACACAUAAGAAGGAUCUUAAUAAGCAUAUGAAGAUUCACACAGGAGAAAAGCCUCAUUGCUGUCCAGAAUGUGGCAAACAAUUUUCUGACAAACGCAGUUUUCAAAGGCACACACAAAUUCAUAAUAGAGAGAAAAAGCAGUAUAUAUGUCCUGAAUGUGGCAAAUGUUAUACAAACCAGAAAAGUCUUCAUAGACAUGCCAAAAUCCAUACUGAAGAAGAAUCUUAUGGCUGUUCUCAAUGUGGAAAACGAUUCUUAGAUUUAAAUGCACUUCAGUGCCACAACAGAACUCAUACUGGAGAGAAACCUUAUUCUUGUCCUGAAUGUGAUAAGCAGUUCUCACAACAAAGCACCCUAAAGAGUCACAUCAGACGCCACACUGGAGAGAAACCUCACCAUUGCUUGGAGUGUGGCAAACAAUUUUCACGCCUCAGUGCUCUUUAUAAUCAUAGGAGAAGUCAUACUGGAGAGAAGCCUUACAGUUGUACUGAAUGUGGAAUGCGAUUCUCAUAUAACAGUUGUCUUCACAAGCAUAAAAUAAUUCAUUCUGGUAAGAAACAGAGCUGUUCUGAAUGUGGUAAGCUUUUCUCAGAUGGCACGACUCUUAAAGAUCACAUGAGAAUUCACUCUGGAGAAAAACCCUAUUGCUGUCCAGAGUGUGGCAAACGAUUCUCACGUCCAAGUUCGCUUAGGUGCCACAGAAGGAUCCACAUUGGAGAGAAGCAGUACACCUGUUCUGAAUGUGGUAAAGGGUACUCUUCCAGAAGAAGUUUUCGGAGACACACACAAAGUCAUAUUGGAGUAAAAUCUGUCCCGGAAAUGACAAAUGAUCUUUCCAUUGGCUCCUCAACCAAAACAAUUGAAGAAAAAUCUUCUGAAUGAGGUAAAGGACUCCAGUUGAAAGUAGUUGUAAGGUAAGGUAACCUCAGAGCCACUUAUGAAUUUACAAUGGAAUAAACACAAAGGAAUACAACACAUUUCACAAACAGCAAAAAUCUUCUUCAACAACUUAUAGGUGCAAGAAAAAAAACUCAUUGUCGUCCUAAAUGUGGUUAACGCUUUUCAGACAGCAGUGGCCUUCAUAGUCAUAAAUGACUGGCUUACUUGUGGUAAACCUCUUAGCUGUUCUGAAUGUUGAAAGUGGUCCUCCUGUAUUAGCCAUCAUCAGCACAACGUAAGAUUUCAUGAAGGACUCGGAAACUGUACUGCCAGGACGUCAACCAUACAGGGACUGAUCAUCUCUGCACCAGUGCUGUGACAUAAGAUGGUGAACAAUACAAACACCAGACAACAGAAUGAGGUAGCAACAGUACUGUGUGGUGAUAACAACUUCAACCACAGAACACAACUGAAAAAGUUCAAUGUAAUAAUGAAAAAAUGGAGAAGUCAAAUCAAAUCCACAGUGCAGUGCCAACUACCAGGAGGUGCCACUGACAACAAGGGG